Stylonychia lemnae is the source of this 519-nucleotide messenger RNA. The record is from the annotation of a GenBank genome assembly. Lineage: Eukaryota; Ciliophora; Spirotrichea; Sporadotrichida; Oxytrichidae.
AUGUAUAUAUAUAUAACCAACUUCUCGUCUCAAUAAACCUAGUGGCACUGGCCUGAGUAGUUGCCAAGCAAUUUUACUUGGAGGAGUACUUUCAAGGUGAAACUUCAAAUUUAAAUGAGGUCUAGCCCUGCCUUUGUAAAUUAAUUAAGGUCUUCAUUAAUCCGUAUCUUAUUAGUCGUGUUUAAUAGUAUUGGUUUGCAGGUCUAUAAAUAGCAGCAGUCCUUAGUUGAAAGAUACACAUAAACAGUAUUGACCAAUCACCAAAUACACUUAGGUAUGUAGGGGAAACUCUGUCUCGAAUUUCUCCAAGACCUGGCACUGGACUAGCAAACUUCGAUUGCACCUGUGGUAGUACUCUCGCAUACCGCGCUUUCACUGGCUCUCGCCACCCUACUUGUCUUGGCUUGGCUUGGGAAUUCUGAAGAUCGUCACUACAUGGGGGAAAUGAUCAUUUUUUGGUUUUUGGUGAUGGUGGGGUUGUUUAUGAUUUGGCACCUCAUGUAUGGACUGGUCGCUUGA